AUGCAAAUUACUUACUCCCCCGUGAGGCUUGACCUCCACAGGCAGGUCCGGGCACAGGAAGCGGAAAAGGAAGCGGAAAAGCAAGCGGAGCGGGAGAGACUGGCCUUGGAAAACGAACGUUUGGCGAGGGAGAGAACACUAGAGUCGGCCGUGCUGGACGAGUUCUACCAAUACAAACGCAUCCAGGAGUACUAUAGAUCGCGCGUCCUCGUCCUCAACCCCGGCAAGAAAACGGAUAAGCUGGCCGGCAGUCUCGAAGCCAUGUGGAUUGGCAGCGAGGAGCCGCGUUACUCUGCUCUCUCCUACGUAUGGGGUGAGCCUCAGUAUAACGAAGUGAUCCUCAUCGAUGGGAAAAGACUGGCUAUCACGAACAGUCUGGGCAUCGCCCUGCGGCGGCUUCGCCCUGCUCCUGGACAGCCAGCGCUACGAAUCUGGAUCGACCAGCUGUGCAUUAACCAGAAGGACACUGUCGAACGGAGCCAACAGGUCCGGCUCAUGCAUGCCAUUUUCCGAGAUGCACACCAAGUUCUCGUGUGGCUUGGUGCAGAUCCCGAAGGCCACGCUUCCAGGGCUUUUCAGCUUCUCAAUGCGCUGCGUUCCAUCUUUGAGGACAAACUCCUGUCGACCCUCUGCAAGUUAAAGGGGGCAAACUUUGACUGGAUUCCUGUCGAAAAUUGGAAAUCUCUGCGAGAACUUAGCAAAUUGCCUUGGUUCCGAAGGGCUUGGAUCCCCCAGGAAAUAGGGACAGACGCAGAAGCCAUCGUCCACUGGGGUUCGGAAAGCAUCCGGCGGUUUGUUGAGCAGCCACGGGAUGAGCCGGGAGGGCGAGCACGGCAUAGCUUCGUCUACCAACUGUGCUUGAGCGCUAGGAACUCGGCCACGGACCCCCGAGACUAUGUCUUCUCACAACUUGGCCACUACUCGGCGUGGAUCGAAGCUGAACAGGCGCUCAUCAUCCAGCCCGACUAUGACAAUACGAUUGCGGCCGUCUACCACGAGAUUGCCAUCCGCGCACUCACUGUCGAUAGUACUUUGAUGCUACUGAACAGCGUGUCGGACAAUGGGGAGGUUAGGUCACCGCUUCCAGGACCAAAGGAACUGCCGAGCUGGGUCCCGCGGUGGGACGCAGGGAGAUUCCACAGCCUGAUAGGCCACCCCGGGCGCUACAAAGCAUCCGGCUCGCCCAAUUCAUGUAUUACAAAGGACUCAUUCGAAGAUAACUACAAGACGCUGUUGGUCAAGGGCCUUGUCGUUGACACUAUCGACAAGGUAACUGCCAGAUUCACUUCGAGCUGCUUCAACUCGGACUCUCCCAAGAAGGAGCUUAUCCAGGCUGCAUGGCGCCUCUGCCGACCUCCUAAGCCGGUUCCCGCAUUCCUCGACACCCUCGCCCCAGCCGCGCUCUUUGACGAUAUAUCAUCUCCUUCGAAUUCUUCGCCAUCUCCAAAAGCCGAUGACACGGCGUACGCUUCGGGCAUCUCGGUGCUCUCCAAAUUGUUCCCCGCCGCCGCGUUCAGCACCAAACAUGACCCGCGCAACUGGAAGCCUCCCAGCGCCAGUCGUAGGGAGGCAACCCCAACAACAGAAACCCCCAAGCCAAACCCAACUGCCUGGCUGCAGGCGGCAGAGAACCACGCCGUGCACCGCUGCUUUGCCGUGACGGAAGAGUCGCGCUACUUUGCCAUGAUGCCGCCGACGGCGAAGGCGGGCGAUCUCCUGUGUAUUUUGCAGGGAGGUGAGACGCCAUAUGUGCUGAGGCUUGAUCCGAAGCGAGAUGAUACGAGGCUUUUUGUGGGUGAGGCGUAUGUACCGGGCUUGAUGGAGGAUGCGUCGGGUUUGUUUGAGACGGGCAUGGAUAUGGAGACAUUUCGGUUGCGGUAG
Chaetomium globosum CBS 148.51 is the source of this 1881-nucleotide messenger RNA. RefSeq lists its product as uncharacterized. The record is from RefSeq and is a predicted model, not a curated record. The transcript is spliced from 3 exons. The coding region runs from base 1 to 1881 and encodes 626 amino acids. Lineage: Eukaryota; Fungi; Ascomycota; Sordariomycetes; Sordariales; Chaetomiaceae.